Molecule: messenger RNA, 648 nt
Organism: Cadophora gregata
Lineage: Eukaryota; Fungi; Ascomycota; Leotiomycetes; Helotiales; Ploettnerulaceae
Exons: 2
Coding region: 1-648 (215 amino acids)
Source: RefSeq, a predicted model, not a curated record
AUGACUUUCACAAGAAAGACUUUACUUGCCAUUUUUUUGGCAGGCGCUUUCGCAGUUCCUAGUCCUUACCCUGCUUUGGGCCCUGGAGAUGUCAGCGGCGUGGUUCAGUACUUGGACAGCAACAAAAAUUUGGCAUGGAAAGAAUACGAGAAUGGUCGAUGCGUCCAACUUCCCGAGGACGAUGAUGAUAGUUCAGAACUCGACACAUACUGGACUCCUGUUGGAACAAAAAGUCGUCGAUGGGGGCCUUUCAAGUCAGCCGGACAAAUCGCAGAUCUCGCCACCCAGGUGGCCUGCAUUGGCAGUGGAAUGAAAAUCGAAGGCAGCAAAGUCAGUGCACACAUCGCCGAUGCAUGCAGUGCGUUCUUGAAAGAGGUGCCAGGAGCAACUUUUAUCAACGCUGCUUGGAAGGUAUAUCAGGUAUCCCACAUCGCCAACAACGACGGUGCCCUUGCAGUGAUUAACUUUCGAUGGAAGACUUUUGGGUCACAACCUCCAAAGCUCACCGACAGUAUGUGUAGCAAAGCCCUUUCACUUGUGAGCCAGACUUUAUGCGUCGAGGAAGACGACGAAACUCAUGGUGCAACUUUGAAGAUCGGUUCUAAGGGAUCCGGGAUCGAGAUUGGAUUUGAUCCGAACGAACAGUAA